AAUAAAAGUAAAACUGAGAAUUGCCAACCCAUGGCCAUGCAUAAUAUCGAAAUUUCCAGCGCCCACAAAAAAGAAAAAAAAAACCCACAAAUUUAAGAUUUUACACUGUUGUUUCCAAACAGACCCCCACCAGUCCAUACCGCGUAACGUUACCCACCAACAAAUCAUCAAAAUCCACACCCUCCUCUAUAAAAUGAAACCCACCCACAUUCCAAAUCACAACCAACAAAUUUGAAAAAAAUUAAACACUUUCUCUCACUAGAUCUCAUUUCCUCAAAUAGAAAGUCCAUCACUUUCACAUGCAGCAAAAAGCACCAAAAAUGUCGAAGAAACGCACCUCAGUGGUGGCUCACAGAGCGUGGGAGCUCCUCCGCGCACUACUGUGCGCCGGAAAAGGCGAAUUGUGCAGGAACAGAGUCGCGCUCACACUCGACGCAUUCCACAAAUUGGUUAGAAAAAUCGUCGCCUCCACCGCCAGCGAGCCGCGCACGGCGCUGCUCUACGGAGAUCACGAGUUCUCCUUCCAGAGCUCGCCAGUGGUGCGCGUGGGGAUGCGCCGCGCGCCGUCGGCGCUGCGGCUGAAGCUGCCGCGCAUCCCGUGCAUCACGCCGCAGGUGGAUGGCGAUGAGGAUGGCGAGUUAAUGUGGUGCGAUCGGGCGCACGGGGAUUACUUUUUGAAGGAGGCGGCGGAGAUGAGUGAUGAGGGGAUUGAUGAGAGGGCGGAGGAGUUCAUAGCUAGGUUUUAUCAGGAAAUGAAGCAGCAGAGACAGAUAUCAUAUGUGUGAUGUCAUCUUGGAUUGCCUUCUGUUCAUAUUUAGAUUUCUGAUUUCAACUUUUGGUGAUUACUAGUAUUUCACAAUUUUGGCGACAUAUAUUUAUAUUUAUCUAUAUAUAUAAGGAAUAAGAAUUGGCGGUUGAUAUGUUUGGUUCAAUUGAUUGCCGCUUCA
Molecule: messenger RNA, 947 nt
Organism: Salvia miltiorrhiza (redroot sage)
Lineage: Eukaryota; Viridiplantae; Streptophyta; Magnoliopsida; Lamiales; Lamiaceae
Exons: 1
Coding region: 300-785 (161 amino acids)
Source: RefSeq, a predicted model, not a curated record